This is a messenger RNA of Tripterygium wilfordii, 1161 nucleotides long. Its product is annotated as agamous-like MADS-box protein FUL-L. Bases 207 to 977 code for a protein of 256 amino acids. The transcript is spliced from 7 exons. The record is from RefSeq and is a predicted model, not a curated record. Gene Ontology annotation, molecular function: RNA polymerase II cis-regulatory region sequence-specific DNA binding; DNA-binding transcription factor activity, RNA polymerase II-specific; protein dimerization activity. Lineage: Eukaryota; Viridiplantae; Streptophyta; Magnoliopsida; Celastrales; Celastraceae. Gene Ontology annotation, cellular component: nucleus. Gene Ontology annotation, biological process: positive regulation of transcription by RNA polymerase II.
ACACACACACAUUAUCUUUUCUUGUUCCAUAUCCACAAAAUACACAAAAGUAGAAACCUACCCACUAUUCUAUAUAUCCAUAACACACUCAUUUAGGGGAAAAAGGGGGAAAUUUUCUCUUCUGGGUAUGGUUUGUUUUCUUUGAAAACUUAAUUUAAUGGACGCCGAAUCUAGGGUUUAUUGAGGGUUGUUGAUUGUGGUGAAGAAUGGGGAGAGGUAGGGUUCAGCUGAGGCGGAUCGAGAACAAGAUUAAUAGGCAAGUGACUUUCUCCAAGAGGAGGACUGGUUUGCUGAAGAAAGCUCAUGAGAUCUCUGUCUUGUGUGAUGCUGAUGUUGCCUUGAUUGUCUUCUCCAACAAAGGGAAGCUCUUUGAGUUCUCUUCAGAUUCAAGCAUGGAAAAUAUCCUAGAAAAAUAUGAGCGAUAUUCGUACUCAGAACAGCAUUUCAGGACUGGAGGUGCUUCUGAACCACAGGAUAUCUGGCCUGCUGAGUAUCCCAAGCUCAUGAGUAGGCUUGAAGUCUUGCAAAGAAACAUAAGGCACUUCACUGGGCAAGAGCUUGAUCCCUUGAGCUUCAGAGAGCUCCAACGUUUGGAGCACCAGAUUGAUACUGCCCUUAAGCGUGUUCGAGUAAGGAAGAACCAACUCAUGCAUAAUUCUGUCUCAGAGCUGCAGAAAAAGCAAAAGGCACUGCAGGAGCAGAACAGCUUGCUAGCAAAGAAGCUCCAGGAGAAGGAGAAGGAGAAGACACUGAAUGAGCAUGCACAGCGGGGGCAGCAAAACCUUGCCCAAAACUCGUCGGCCUUUAUCCUGCCGCCGCCACCACCACAACUGCCGUUUCCUGCUUUAACCAUUGGUCGCACUUUCCAGGACGGAGGAGUCGGUGAAUAUACCAGAGCUCAUCAAACUCAACCUUCAAGUUCCAGUACCCUCAUGCCACCAUGGAUGAUUCGUCAUGUGAACGGAUUAGAGGACUAAACCUCCGUUUCCACCACUUGACUAGUUAUUUGAGCUCUUGAAAUAUUGAAGUAAACAGAUAUCAUUUGAUGUAACUACUGCAAAAUCACUACUCUAUUGGUUUAACUGUGCCUGCAUAAAAUGUAAUUGAUGUAUAUAUGAAUCACUGCAGAAUCUCUCUCUACAAAUUUUUAUUCGAUUCCAA